Molecule: messenger RNA, 2907 nt
Organism: Closterium sp. NIES-65
Lineage: Eukaryota; Viridiplantae; Streptophyta; Zygnematophyceae; Desmidiales; Closteriaceae
Source: the annotation of a GenBank genome assembly
AUGACACUACCGGUGCCAUAUGGGUGGGACACAUACACCGUGCUGGCAGCCUGGCUGCUGCGAGAGAGGGCCAAGGGCGCUGCGUCCCCCUGGGCGCUCUUCCUGCGCUCGCUGCCCGCCUACGUGCCCCUGCCUGCUCUCUUCCCCCAACAGCUCAUCGACCAGUUUGAGUACUGGCCGAUCGUUGACCAGGCCACGCGUCUCAAGGCAGCAUAUGCGGACCUGUACGAUCGCUGCAACAGCAACCCCACCACCAUCGUCCAUGCCUAUUCCCUCCUUUUUUCCCUCUGCUCCCCAUCUCCCCCCCGCACUCCACCACAGGCCACGCGGCUCAAGGCGGCAUAUGCCGAUCUGUACGACAGAUGCAACAGCAGCAAUCUCGCUGCCAUCGCCAACGCCACUCGCUCCGAGUUCUACUGGGCGCUCACUAUAGUCACAUCGCGCUGCUUCACCUUCUCGCCUUCAAUGCGCGCCCGUGGGGGUGGGGAGGAGCAGCAGGCGGAGGGUGCGGAAGGGGCGGAAGGGGGCAGGGAUGGGAGUGCAGAUGGGGCAGAAGUAGCAGCAAAUGUAGUGGAAGCAGUAGCAACAGAAGAGGCAGGAGGGGAGUCAGAGGAGGGGAGUACUAGCAGCAGCAGCAACAGUGGUGGCAGUGGCAGGAGAGCGGAGGAUUGGUAUGCCACGUCAGCAGCCAUGCUCCCAUUCGCUGAUCUGUUCAACCAUGAUUACUACCCCAACAUGGGGUGGAAGGUGACCACUUUCUUCUUCACGACCUACCAGGCCAUGCGAGCCCCUGAGGCAUUGUCCCAGCCCUUCCUCGCCCUCUCCUCCUGCCCCCUCCCCCGCCCCAUUACCCCCCUUUUCCCUCCGCUCCAGCUCUCAGGCGACCACUUCCUCUUCACGACCUACCAGGCCAUUGAGGAAGGAGAGCCGCUGAGCAUAUCAUACGGAGCCAAGCCCAGCAUUGACAUGGUGGCGGAGUAUGGCUUCGUGCCUUCAUACAACCCUUAUGACACCGUCAUCCUCUUCCCCAGUCACAGCAAGCCCACCAUUGACGUGCUGGCGGAGUAUGGCUUUGUGCCCGCAUACAACCCUUAUGACUCCGUCGAGCUCUUCCCCAGCCCAACGCCCAUGCCCACCAUUGACAUGUUGGCAGAGUAUGGCUUCGUGCCUGCGUACAACCCUCAUGUUACUGUCAUACUACUCCCCAGCAUCCACAUGCUGUCGUUGCACAUCAUGCCCAGCAUCCACAGGCUGUCGUUGCACAUCAUGCCCAGCAUCCACAUGCUGUCGUUGCACAUCAUGCCCAGCAUCCACAUGCUGUCGUUGCACAUCAUGCCCAGCAUCCACAUGCUGUCGUUGCACAUCAUGCCCAGCAUCCACAGACUGUCGUUGCACAUCAUGGCCAGCAUCCACAUGCUGUCGUUGCACAUCAUGCCCAGCAUCCACAUGCUGUCGUUACACAUCAUGCCCAGCAUCCGCAUGCUGUCGUUGCACAUCAUGCCCAGCAUCCACAUGCUGUCGUUGCACAUCAUGCCCAGCAUCCACAUGCUGUCGUUGCACAUCUUGCCCAGCAUCCACAUGCUGUCGUUGCACAUCAUGCCCAGCAUCCACAUGCUGUCCUCUGCUCGUCUGGUGGAGUAUGCAGUGCAACAGACGCACCCCACUCAACCGCACCCCACCCAGUCACACCCUGCUUAUGCAACACUGAGGGGGGCACUGAGGGUUGCGGCGUCGGUGAGGGAGGUGGUGGAGAGGAUGAGAGAGGAGAGGCGGACAGGGGUGCAGAAGGGACAGGGGCGGGCGGAGGAAGAGGGGGAGGGGCAGGAGGCGCAGGGGGAGAGGGGGCAAGGUGGGGACGGAAAAGGGGAGGAGGCGCAGAGGGAGGAGGGGCAGGGGGAGGAAGGGCAAAGGGUUGACACGAGUGGGGAUGGCAGCACGGGUGGGGAGUGGUGGGAGGGGAUGGAGAGCGAGGAGGAUUUUGAGAGCGCAAAGAAGCAGCUGGUGGUGUGGGCGGGCGGGCAUGCGAGCCCUGAGAUGCUGGCCAUGGCUGCUGCUGUGUGGCACUGGAUAGACACAGGCCGAGGUGAGAGUAAGAUUCGAGGGGCCGAGGUGAGAGUUACAUUGGAGGGGUUGAGUGUGGUGGGGCGAGGUGUAGUGGUGGCCACGGUAGCAGGCUGGGCGGGCGGGCAUGUGAACCCUGAGAUUCUGGCCAUGGCUGCUGCUGUGUGGCACUGGAUAGACACAGGCCGAGAGUUGGAUGCGGAACAGCUCGCCACGGCAGCCAUGCAUCUGAGUGCACCCAUCUUGGACAAUGGGAAACCCUUUACUGAUGAUGACUAUGAUGGUGGUGCUGGUGAUGCACAGGCUGCUGACACGUGGCAGCAGCUGGCCCAGUCCACGUCAGCAGACAUCCUAUCCUCCCUGUCAGCAGCAGCAUGCGCAAUCCAGCAGCGGGUGAGAGCCCUAUUGGGCGUGGGGCUGACAGGCGAGGAGAAGAGGCAGGCAGCGAGAGAGGCUUCUGAAGCAGAGUCGAGGCUGUCAGGAGGAUGGUCUUUCUCAACGGAUUACUAUGAGGAUGAGGAUAGGUUGAGGGAGCUGGUGGCGUGUCGAGGGGGCAGGUACAGGAGUGCGAGUGAGAUCCUGGCAGGGGACAGCGGGGAAGCGAGUGGUGAGGAGGAUCGGGGAAGCAGGGAGGGGGAUGCGGACGAGGGCGAGCAAACAGAUGGCUCGGCAGGCGGUUCGGCAGGUGGUUCGGCAAACAAGCCGGUGUGUUCACCUGGUGUGAUGCGGUGGGUGCAUGAGAGGGAGACAGUGCUGCAGUUCCGGAUGGUGAAGAAGUCGAUUCUGAGUGAGGCAGAUGUCGCCAUGGGUGAGUGGUGCCGCAGCAUGGGGCGUGCUGCCAGUUAA